GCAAAGCUCUUUCGAUGCCAAUCUUCAUUCCAAACGGCGACCUUAUGAGGAGGUAAAGAAAUUAACACAACUCUCUGUCUCUGAUCUGAUCUGAUCUGAUCUGAUGCGUUCUGGUUUUAUGGGUAGUUGGGAAGUUGAUGACUGUGGAGGGAAUGUGCGCAAAUGGUUAAAAAGCGCACAUCUUGAUAUGGGGUCUCCUUUCUUGCUUCACCUUUUUUUCAAGAGAAGAAACGGUAUAGCGCUGGGUGACUCGGUGGAGGACAGGACGUCUGUCUGAGUACCAAUCAGAAAACGGUAUGCUGCUGCAAUCUGCAGCUGACCUCUCUCUCUCUCUCUUCUCUGUUUCUUGCUUUCUCAUCUUACCUUCCCCAAGCUAGAUAAUUGAGUAGGUGGUGAGAGAUUGGAAGGAAGCCCAUUACUCUCUCAGUUUACACUUUCCAAGCUUAGCCCAAAAGAAUGGCCGGGACUGGAGUUCUGAAUUCUCAAGCAAGCUCUCGAUGAUGAUUAAAAACCCCAUUCUAUGAGGCUACAGAUGAGAUGCCUACCCUCAAAAUAGUAGUAGCAUCCUUGGGAAACAGAUACAAUCUCAAAGUUAUUUUAAUUUUAAUGCUUCUCAUUCCGAGGCAGCGAAACCCAAAGCCAGGAAGGAAGAUAUCUUGAAAGGGACCUCUGGCGUGUGAUCUUGUAUAACUGCCACCAACGGAGACGGAAGAGAGUGUGGGAAAAAAUGAGGAAGAGAAAGGGAAAACUGUUCCCAAAUCCCAACCCACUCCCUUUCAGAUCUCAAUAAUAAUGGUGAUGUAAUAAUCUCAGAACGCAAACGUGUGAUGGGGGCAGACAAAAUGAAAACUAGAAAACGGGAAAAAACCCAUUAGUUAGGCAAUAAUACAGCUAUAGCCUAGGCUGACCCUGCAAUUCUCAUCUCAUGCAUGUCUCUUCCUCUUCUUCUUCUUCUCCAACUCCUCCAUAUAUACAUGUCUGUUUCUCUGGGUUUUGAGUAUUUGUCUUUGUGCUUGUAUUCUCCCUUCCUCUCUCUCUUGGUACUAUCGUAAUAGUACAUGAGGAGUAGCUUUCUUUGGUUUUUGUUUUCCCUCUUGGCUGAGUUGGGGUUAGAGGUCCCUCACUCGCUCAGUCACUCGUCUCUUCUCUUUCUAGCCUGGUCUCCCUGCUGCAUUACUCUGUUUUCCCCCACUUACACGUUUGAAAGCCUCUCUGAUUAAUUAUACAAAAGGAGGAGUGUAAAAGGGAAGAUAGAUUCUUUGGGGGGAGGGAAGGUGGCAACUGAUCACUAUCUCUUUUGGGUUUUGGGGGUACGCUUUUUCAGGAUUCAGAUCUCUGUUUAGUCCUUUCUUUAUCUAGCUGUUUGUUGCCACUAUUUACUCCGUGUGUCAACCCAAACCCACCUUAUCCCUGUUCUUUUCCCUCUCCCUCUCCCUCUGUUUCUUUUCCGCUAAUAUAUAUCAUCCCACUUCUCAAGGCUCUCUGAACUCAAACGACACCCUCUCACUCUCUCCCUCUCCUUUCCUUCUCCGCUAGUGGAAAGAUGGGCAGUGAUCAAUUUUGCUUCUGUUGCCACAGAAAGAAGCAAUUAAUCUUUUCGUUGCUGGUUCUUCUGAUCUCAAGCGUCAUCUUUGUUAGAUUUCAAACCGAAGGAAGAGCAAUCAGCAAGCUGCUUGAAGUAAAUGGAGUUGGAGAGGAAGAAGGGAAAUUCAUGGUGAGGAGUAAGACAAUAGGAUCGAGGCCGCCAAAGUGCGACAACAGAUGCGGCUCCUGUGGCGGCCAUUGUGAAGCGGUCCAAGUCCCCGUGACGACAAUGCAGGGGAGAAAGCCGGGGAGGAGCAGCCGUUUCAGUGUUGCUUACACCUCCAGAGGUGAAGAUUACUCCAACUACAAGCCCAUGAGUUGGAAGUGUAAAUGCGGAAACUCCAUUUUCAAUCCUUGAUUGAUCAAUCUCUGGGUGUAAGUAAGUAGAUCAACAGCUGUUUCUUUUGGUUGGUGAGCAGAGGAAAUGCCCAACUUCUGCUAAUGUAAUGUGGAUAAACAAUGACCUGCUAAACUGUAUACUACUCCGAUUCCUCUGCCUCAUGUCUCUAUAUCGGCUCCAUGAAUUCUCUGUCCAUUAUGGUGAAAGCAUAUUCAUAUUGCUAUGUGGGUUUGCGAAAGUUGUCGCUUGUUUCGACUCUUUCUCUGUUGGCGUUCGCUGCAUUAUACUCGAUGCCAGCCGGUGCUCUGUUUUUUUUUUUUUUGCCGUUUUCUAGUUUGUAACUUUUUUGUUUUCGGAAUUUAUUCCCAUAACUUUUUGGUAUGAUUCACUUGGAUAUAUAGAGGCGCGACGGAGUAAGAAAUGUGCUUGCUUCGGA
Molecule: messenger RNA, 2360 nt
Organism: Linum tenue
Lineage: Eukaryota; Viridiplantae; Streptophyta; Magnoliopsida; Malpighiales; Linaceae
Source: the annotation of a GenBank genome assembly